Centropristis striata (black sea bass) is the source of this 1201-nucleotide messenger RNA. It is a transcript of the gene cmtm7, whose product is annotated as CKLF-like MARVEL transmembrane domain containing 7. The record is from RefSeq and is a predicted model, not a curated record. Lineage: Eukaryota; Metazoa; Chordata; Actinopteri; Perciformes; Serranidae. Gene Ontology annotation, cellular component: membrane. The coding region runs from base 169 to 651 and encodes 160 amino acids. The transcript has 5 exons.
GUCUUUUAUUGUGAAAGGCCUGACCGGAAGCGGCCGUGUGAUCCGGGGUGUCUCUCCGGUGGACCGACUCACUCUGAACCGAUCCGGUCGGCAGCUUUGACUUUGCUGCAGCUAAACUCUGUAAACAAUCAUCUCGUGUUGUUGUUUACCGGAUUGUUUACCGUCAACAUGUCGCACACCGUCAUCACAACAACAACAACCAGCAGGACGUCCGGAGAGAGCGUCCUGAACACCGGCUACACCCGGACCAUCCCGGGGCUGCUCAAGAUAGGACAGCUGCUGGCGCUCCUGGUGGCGUUCCUGUGCGUGCGCUGUGCGCGCGGCUGGCCCAGCUGGGCGGCCUUCCAGUACUUUGAGGUGGUGACGCUGUGGUUCCUCAUCGCCUUCCUCAUCUUCUUCCUCAUGCACCUGUUCAGGCUGCAGGCCAAGAUGCCCUGCAUCAACUGGCCUCUGACGGAGUUCUUUCAUUACGCUGUCGGGGCCGUCCUCAUCUUCAUCGCCUCCAUCGUCGCCGCGGUGAACAGCGGAGGAGUUUCAGCGCUGGUGGCGGGAUCGGUGUUCGGCUUCAUCACGACGUUCCUGAUGGUCGUCAGUCUGUGGACGUCCUACAGCGUGACCUGCGGCUCUCAUCAGACCGGUGCAGCGGUGUAAUAAUCGCCGUGUUGAGCGAAUCAGGCGUCUGUUGGCGGCUCGCUGUGUCCUGUCACUUUUUCUGCCUAGCGACCGCCUGGAUAAUCAACCUGAUUGGAUAAUAGAUUUGAACAUCUGAUGGGGGACCAGCCGACAGGACAGCAUCACAGUAUUUAUUUCUCUUCAUGUUAACGGUGCUCAGUCACAUUGUAACCAUCGACACAAACUCUCCUCCGCCUGGGGGACUACAUUUCCCAUCAUGCCUCCUGCUCCCCGCCCAGACUUUCCCUCCUCUCAGAGCUUAAUUCUUUCCCUCCUUCAUCCUCCUACUAUCAGAGAUGUAGAGACGCUUCUUAGAACAGUUUUAGCGGCGUUAGCUCUGACCAACAGCGCCCUCUUCCUGCCGUGUGCCAUAGCGCAGAUUUCCCGCCAAAAUCCCACGAGUGUGCCGCCAAAAUCCCACCAGUCGCCUUUUUGUUGCACUGCUGCUGUUUACAGUUUGAUUCCAAUAUUUCAUUCAUUCCAGCUUGUUUUAAAUGUUUUUAUUCUACUUUAUAACUUCCGCAUUCAA